UGAGCUGUGUUUAAACACCUGAGAUAGUCCAAAUGUAGCAUUGAAUCCCCUUUAUGAGGCAUUGCAGCCCAUUUAUGAAGAUGCUGCUGCCUCUCAACGAGGACCUGAGCUACUGAUGUUGUGAGAUCAGGCUGCAUUUGUACAUCUUGUAACAUGAUCACAAGAGAGUCUGGAGUCCUCUGGGCUUCAGAGGCACAGCAGUUUUCUGCCUGAUGAGUGGAAGACCAUGCAACACUAUGGCUGGCAAUACAAACUCUUGCUGCUCUAUUUUGACGUUCCCACAGAGACUAGUCUGAAGAACACCAGCUCUGCGAUGUCCACUGAGAUGUGUGCUUUGUUCUAAACAGCUCAGACUGAAGCAGGACAGUCAUGAGUGCUGACAUAGCUAACAGGCUGGAUUUGGACCCUGAUUAUAAUGCUGAACUGGCUGACAUGGUAGCAGCCAUGAACGUGGCUGCCAACAGACUGACCCCUUCUAAUGGCUACAGGACCACCCCACAUCGCCUCAGUCUCUCCGAUCGCAAGCUGUCACUGCAGGAGCGAUCCAGUUACCAGAAUGGCAUCACCCCACGAAUAGCCAGAAGACCCACGAUUGAAUCGAAGCGGGUGUCUAUCUCUGAUGGGGAUGACUGUGUCCAGCUAAACCAGUACAAGUUAAAGAGUCAGAUAGGAAAGGGUUCUUAUGGGGUGGUCAAAUUAGCAUAUAAUGAAGAUGAUGACCAGUAUUAUGCUAUGAAGUUGGUAUCCAAAAAGAAGUUAAUGAAGCAGUAUGGAUUCCCACGGCGACGUCCUUCCAGAGAAUCAAAUGGAUCCCAAGAGAAUCUUUUAAAGCAUUCUGGCCUGUUGGACCGGGUAUAUCAAGAAAUUGCUAUAUUGAAGAAACUUGACCAUCUUAAUGUUGUUCAUUUAGUUGAGGUUCUUGAUGACCCGGCUGAGGAUAACUUGCACAUGGUCUUUGAGUUGGUACCUAAAGGUCCAGUGAUGGAGAUCCCAACAGACAGUCCUCUAACAGAAGAAAUGGCCCGCUUCUACUUCAGAGAUGUCAUCCUAGGAAUUGAAUACUUGCACUAUCAGAAAAUCAUACAUAGAGACAUCAAACCCUCCAAUCUGUUGCUGGGGGAUGAUGGACACAUCAAGAUCGCAGAUUUCGGUGUCAGUAAUGUGUUUGAGGGGAACGAUGCUCUCCUAUCAGACAGUGCAGGAACACCAGCUUUCAUGGCACCUGAAACUCUGACUGACCAGGACCUCAGAUUUAGUGGAAAGGCUCUAGACAUAUGGGCAAUGGGAGUGACGCUGUUUUGUUUCAUCUUUGGAAGGUGUCCUUUUCAUGAUGAAUACAUCUUAGGCCUGCAUGAAAAGAUCAGGACUGCGCCAGUCGAGUUCCCAGACAUGCCCGUGAUCAGUGAUGGGCUGAAGGAUCUCAUCAUCAGAAUGCUGGACAGAGUCCCUGAAACUAGAAUCACGUUACCAGAAAUCAAGCUGUACCCGUGGGUCACGCUUGAUGGCACGGAUCUUCUGCCCCUGGAGGAGGAGCACUGCACUGUGGUGGAGGUCACUGAGGAGGAGGUGCAGAACUCUGUCAAACUAGUUCCCAGCCUGUCUGCUGUGAUCCUGGUGAAGUCCAUGCUGCGGAAGCGCUCCUUCAGUAACCCGUUCGAGUGUCCCAGCCGCAGGCAGGGCAGGUCCAUGUCUGCCCCUGGUCUGACUGUGGAUAUGUCACUGUUUCGCCCUCUAAGGUAUCACACAAUAGACCUCACUGCCAUGAUAAUCAGCUACAUUUAGUAUUUCAGACUCAAUGCUCAUGUUUCAGUGUGUGUGUGUGUGUGUGU
Sinocyclocheilus anshuiensis is the source of this 1829-nucleotide messenger RNA. RefSeq names its product calcium/calmodulin-dependent protein kinase kinase 1-like. Gene Ontology annotation, biological process: protein phosphorylation; CAMKK-AMPK signaling cascade. Gene Ontology annotation, molecular function: protein serine/threonine kinase activity; ATP binding. Bases 370 to 1782 code for a protein of 470 amino acids. NCBI's taxonomy places the organism in Eukaryota, Metazoa, Chordata, Actinopteri, Cypriniformes, Cyprinidae. The record is from RefSeq and is a predicted model, not a curated record. The transcript is spliced from 17 exons.